AUCCUAGGAAGAAGGCCUUGGCUAUUCACCCUGUCCAUGCUUGCCAUCAUUUCAUAAGCCUCCAUAAGGUCACCCCUCAGCCUCCAACGCUCCAGGAGAAAAAGCCCCGCCCUACUCAGCCUCAAACUCAAACCCUCCAAUCCCGGCAACUAUCUCGUAAAUCUUUUCUGCACCCCCUCAAGUUUUAACACCAUCUUUUGGAUAGAACGGUGACCAGAAUUGAAUGCACUAUUGUAAAAAUGGCCUUACCAAUGUCCUGUACAGCCGCAACAUAAUGUUCUGACCAAUGAAGGCAAGCAUGCCUAACACUUUCUUCUUCAUUCUGUCUACUGGUGACUCCACUUUGAAGGAAUUAUGCGCAUGCAUCUCUAGGUCUCUUUGUUCGGCAAUACUCCCUACCAUUAGCUGUACAGAUCCUGCCCUGAUUUACCUCAAAUUUAUCUGAACUGAACUCCAUCUGCCACUCCUCGGCCUUGAUCAAAUCUUUGUUCUUUAAUUUUUUCCUUCCUCCACUGUAUCCUAGACCAUACUUUUUGUUCUUCUUGCCCCCACCUUCAAUUACAUUAAACCUGUCACACUUCUACCUCACUUCAGCUCUGAAAGAGUCGUAUUUGACUCCAACUCUGUUUCUGUCUCCACAGUUGUUGUCAGAUCUGCUGAGCUUUUCCAACACUUGCUGUUUCUAUUCCAACUUCCCAACAUCUGCAAGUAUUUUGCUUUAAUUAUGCUAUCACUGGGUAGUUCUUAGUUCUGCUGACUGCUUUGUUGUUCUGCUGACUGCUGCUUCUUCUCUUGACCAGUGUGAAUGCCUGUGUGGAUGUUGUGGUGUGUGCAGUUGGACUUUUGAAAGCACUUGCCUUGGAUCCUGGAAACAAAGUGGACCAUGACACCCUUCAAUCAAGAGAGCAUUUGAAGGAAACCUUCUCCUACUUCAUGGAUAAAGGAGUUGCAGCUGAACGAUUCUUCACAGACAAAGAACUCUUUCAAAAUAUUGCGCAGACUGCAUCACAGUUCCCAGGAGCUAAGCAUUUUGUUGGAGGAAAUGCUGCCCUGAUCGGCCAGAAGCUGAGCACGAAUCUAAACCUUUCGGUGAUGCUGUGUGGCCCAGUUGGCCCCAAACUUCGUGAACUCUUGGAUGAUCGAAUUAUUGUCCCAGCAGAAUCGCUGCAGGAGAUGGAUGAGUAUCACCUCAUUCUGGAAUAUCAAAGUGGGGAUGAGUGGGGGUCGAUUAAAGCACCUCAGGCCAACCGCUUCAUUUUCUCUCAUGAUGUGUCAAAUGGAGAGAUGAACAUGAUGGAGACCUUCAUAACAAGUCUGGAGGAAUUUGAACCUGAGCUGGUUGUCCUUUCGGGUCUGCACAUGAUGGAAGGACAGGGGAAGGAAGAACGAAAUAAGAGACUCCAGGAGGUUAGUCUGUUAAUCUCAGAGAUUCCGAAUGAGAUUUCAGUGCACCUGGAGCUGGCCAGCAUGACCGAUAAGACGUAUAUGAAUACCAUCGUGGAUCAGGUAACCAUUAUUUUCUGUGGUGGUGGGAUCAAGACUCUGCGUAAGAAUGUGGAUAUAACUGAUCAGAUCAUAAAGCUGUUGGACUUGGUCCCUGAUGUCUGCUGAGUUGCCUGAUCUAAG
Messenger RNA from Rhincodon typus (whale shark), 1626 nucleotides. RefSeq names its product ADP-dependent glucokinase-like. The record is from RefSeq and is a predicted model, not a curated record. Lineage: Eukaryota; Metazoa; Chordata; Chondrichthyes; Orectolobiformes; Rhincodontidae. Gene Ontology annotation, molecular function: ADP-specific glucokinase activity. Gene Ontology annotation, biological process: glucose metabolic process. The transcript has 5 exons. Bases 934 to 1611 code for a protein of 225 amino acids. Gene Ontology annotation, cellular component: endoplasmic reticulum.